AUGUGCCACUUUUCCAGGUUCCUCACUCACACUGCUGGUGUGAUUUCCAUUUUUUUGUCAUAGGGUGCUGGCAGAUUAGGGGCCUACCAUUGCUGCUGCAGCAGGCCCGUAAUCUGCCCAUGGGCCCCUGUUACCGGCCUCCUCAUGCUGCUGCCAAGGUCCAGAGUGUCUCAUGGGUCCCUGUACGGGCCUCCCCAUUGCUGCAGUCGUCCAUCGCCACAAUGCUCUGCCAUGUCCACUUUCAGGUCUCCUCACAUACUGCUGGUGUGUUUUUCCAUUUUUUGUCAUAGGGUGCUGGCAGAUUACGGGACUUCCCAUUGCUGCUGCCAGGCCCGUAAUCUGCCAUGGGCCCCUGUACCGCCUCCUCAUGCUGCUGCCAGGUCCAGAGUUGUGUCAAAUGGGUCCCUGUACGGCCUCCAUUGCUCGCAUGUCUCCAUCGCACACACUCUGCCAUGUGCCACUUUCAGGUCUCCUCACACACUGCUGGUGUGGUUCCAUUUUGUGUCAGAGGGUGCU
This is a messenger RNA of Staurois parvus, 516 nucleotides long. The record is from the annotation of a GenBank genome assembly. Lineage: Eukaryota; Metazoa; Chordata; Amphibia; Anura; Ranidae.